Messenger RNA from Paecilomyces variotii, 1606 nucleotides. RefSeq lists its product as hypothetical. Lineage: Eukaryota; Fungi; Ascomycota; Eurotiomycetes; Eurotiales; Thermoascaceae. The record is from RefSeq and is a predicted model, not a curated record. The transcript has a single exon. Bases 243 to 1301 code for a protein of 352 amino acids.
GUCCCUCGAGGCAGUUAUUAAUUAGUCAGUUCUCUUGUGGAUCGAUGGGUGUCGAAGCCAAAUUAUACUCUGCGACGCAGGAUCAUGUCCGAGUAAUGCUGAGGUAGAUGCACUCACUACCUACCUAGGUAGGCAACAACACGACGCUUGCACAAAAAAAAAUUGACCACAAAAGGCAUCAUCCAUAAGCAGACAAAACGAUUAUAUGCCCCUUUCUUCGCACUGAAGAGAUAAGACCAGUCAUGGCUAAGGUAUCUGACCUUCCGAACGAGAUUCUGUAUAAAAUACUGUCCCAUUUCCCCACCCACGGGAGGGAUAUGUAUAACAUAUGUUUAACAUCACGUUUCCUUUAUGCAGCCGCGAUUCCGAUUUACACUCGACGAUGCUCCUUCCGCCGUAAACCCAAAAGAGGAUCUCCAGCCUGUUUUGUCGCCGGAGUACUUCGCCGUCAGAUAAGUGCUUGUAUUCGCGAACUUUGUCUGGAAAACUGGCAAGUCCGACGGUUUCCAUUAGGAGGCUGGUCGUAUCUCACAGACGAAAACACACGACAGUGUCUCUGCCGUGCUGCGGAGGAGUUCCAAUUUCCUAGUGAGAUCACUGGUGAAUGGAAACUGGCACUCGACGAUGCGCUGGAGGACGCAGUCUUCGCGCUGUUGCUCCUUCUUGCAGAUGGACUGGAAAAACUAGUCCUCUCUCUGCCAUUCACUGGCUCCAACCAGACUCCGUGGCUAUUCAGGUUGCUCCGCGUAGCCCAGGAAAUACCUUUGAGUGUCCAGCCUCGUGGACUGCAAAACCUGCACGACGUGCGUCUGGAAAGCUCAAGCAGGCAAAUGUUCUUCGACUUAGACUUGGUCCUGCCUUUAUUUCGGCUGCCAGCACUGCGGACUUUCCGAGCCUCCCAGUGCAUCGGAUCCCGUGCGACAUGCUCAUGGGAAUGGCCGCAGGGUAUAUCGCCUGUCGAAUCGAUAACUUUUAAGAAUAGUCGAUUAGAUGCUGGAUCGAUAAACGUUCUCUUUGGAGCGUGCGGGGGCAUCAAGAAAUUUCGCUUACAUUGGUCUCGCGAGUGGCGUGACAAAAAGACAGACUGGAUAUACGGUGAUUUUGACCACUCCGUGCUUGAAGCAGCACUUCGCAGUCAAGCUGCUUCCCUGGAGAGUUUCGAGUUCAUCGACGAAAGCUACGGCACGUCAGAUCACUAUCGCAGGAACUGCCUUCCGCUAAUGACUGAUGUUUCGCCUUUGCUCUGCCUGAUCGAGCUCCCUUGUCUGAAAUCGGUCAAACUCCCACCGGCGUGGUUGUAGAUCUUAUGUGGGAUACAAACAUUGUCAGGGGGUGAAACUAGGGCAGUUUGUUCAUAUAUCUGAGGCGCGGGAUUUGCUGCAACAUGUGUUCUAUUUGAUGCUAGCAAGGAAUGAGUGGAUUUGUGAAUAGCAGUGGUGACACGGAAUCUAGAGCAGGAAGGUACGGCAAGUGGCUGAACACUUUUCCAGGAGGUGACUAGACAGGUAUUAUUCCAGGCCUAUGUAUGCGUCCAUAGCUACUGCUAUUAUUAUUCAAUUUGGCAGCCAAUCAGUCAAAAUUCUAGCAAAGAACCCCAAUCCUGUAC